Molecule: messenger RNA, 1807 nt
Organism: Patiria miniata (bat star)
Lineage: Eukaryota; Metazoa; Echinodermata; Asteroidea; Valvatida; Asterinidae
Product: alcohol dehydrogenase-like
Exons: 8
Coding region: 161-1318 (385 amino acids)
Source: RefSeq, a predicted model, not a curated record
GUUCAUUGCUAGGCCUAUAGAGCUUUUCCCAGCAUUGCAGCAAUUUGGGAUUCGCGCACAACAGGGCACAAGUAAUUGGCCUGCCUAGUUAAAUUUAUGUGUCCUUGCCACAACAGUUUUUGCUCAGCACACGACGUGGGAAGCGAAGAGGAGACCGAUAAUGUCCAUGAGGUGCAUCCGUGUAACCGCUCCAAAGGAGCCCUUGGUCUACCUUGAAGAUGAGAAGAUCCCCAAAGCUCCCGAUGGCGGGGCUGUAGUCAAGGUUUCCCACUGUGGUGUGUGCCACACUGAUGUACAAUUCUGGGAAGGAGGUUACUCCCUGGGCGAUGGCACAGAAUUGAAGUUUCAGGACCGUCCAGGCUUCGUGUACCCAUGUAUCCCAGGACAUGAAAUAGCUGGCAUUCUGUACACUAUGGAUGAAAACACUAGCAAGAACAGCAACGAGAGUGAUUUGAAGUUAGGUGAUCGUGUGGUCAUCUGCCCCUGGAUCGAUUGCAACGCGUGCCGCCCCUGCAAAAUGGGAUACAACAUCUUCUGUGACGGAUCGCCACCCGUAUACAUUGGGAUGACGCAAGAUGGCGGCUUUGCACAGUAUGUCGCCGUACCGGACCUGCGGUAUUUGGUCCCCGUAUCGGAAUUCAUACCGCCCCCGAUAGCCAGUCUACUCCCGUGCAGCGGGUUGAACGCUUACCAUGCUGUCGAGGAAGCCAUGGAGUUCGUCAAGACGGUCACCGAGAUCAGAGGUGGUUGCUCUGUGCUGACGUUCGGGGCUGGCGGGGUUGGCCAGUGGGCAGUGCGUUUAGCCAGGGCCCUGUUCCCUCCAGAAACACAGAUCAUAUGUGCAGAAGUCAAGCAACAACCAUUAGAUUUAGUGACCAGUAACGUCAGUGAUGUCGUCCCGUUACUCAUGGCCCGAGGUGAGUCGAGCGAGAGCGUUGCCGAGCGCGUCAAGGCGGCGUCUCGUACCGGCACCGGGGUCGACCUCGUGUUGGAUUUCGUCGGGGCUACGCAGACGUUCCAAACCGCCAACAAGUUGCUGAGAAAGCGGGGCCGCUACCAUGUCGCGGGAUUGCUAGGCGGUCAGGCGCAGUUUCCGCUGGCCAACAUGGUGCUGAAAGGAAUCACCAUGAAGGGCAUCAAAGUGGGCAGUCUGAAUCAGCUCAGGCGACUCGUGCAACUCCUGGCCGAUAUGCCGUCCCUGUAUGCAAACCUUCAGUAUGAAGUUCAUCCACUUGAAGACGGCAUCAGCGUCUUCGAGAAACUGGCCAAGGGGGAGGUGGUCGGACGAGCCGUGUUGAGAUGCAACGGAGAUGAGUAGCAUUCUGAUCAGCCACAUGUAUUCAACUCAUUAAAUGCCGCUACAUCAUUCAAGUUGCUGUCUUGGAGCUCAACUUUUUAUCUUCAAUUUUUGCUUUUUGAUUUGUAAGCUAUAUUUUAGCGGGAAAAAAAACCACUUUUAUCUAUUUUGGGUGUCGGCAAUUUUGGCUUGUUUUGGCAACGGUUAAUCGCGAUUUUUUUAUUGCUAGGAUUUGGGUGGAUAUCUGUUGUGUUUUAUCUCAUCUUUGUUUUCCUUUUCCACGGUUUUUGAAUAGAAAUGAAUAUGCUAAAUUUAAAUUAAAUGGAGUUUAGAGUCAGCUGGGUGAAACAUAAAUUUGAAUUUUUUAUAUUAAUUAUUUUUAGUUGAGAUUAUUUGACUGGAAAAACUAUGGCGGAAGAGAUUCCGAGAUCUAGAUAAACAGUGUUGUUACAUUGUUCUCUUGGUCUUCAAUACUUUACAACCAGCAUUAAUUCCACAAUCGAGCACGAC